AUGACAGAUGUCGAGACGCGGUACAACAAAGCAGAGAAGAUCAUACUAGCAUUGGUUUAUACAAAGAGAAAGUUUCGGCAUUACUUCGAAUCCAUAACAUCAUGGAACUCACCAACUACCCUAUACAAGCUAUACUCUCUAAGCCAGAUUUAUUUGGAAGAAUUACCAAAAUAUGAGGAUAAGCCCGAAGAGACAGAGCUUCCUGAACCACAUUGGGAGCUCCGGGUGGAUGGCUCCUCUAAUCAAGCUAGUGCAGGAGUUGGAAUCAUUAUUUCAACACCUGAAGGCACCAAGCUGCAACAGUCAAUCUGCUUAAAUUUCCCUGCUACUAACAACGAAGCUGAAUAUGAGGCUUUACUCGCUGGGCUUCGGUUGGCUAACCAACUUCAGGUGACAGGCAAAUAUCAGCCCAAAGAAAAAAGAAUGAAAGCACACAAAGAAGCUGUAGAGAGUGCUACACGAGGAUUCGAUCAAAUCGAAUUUUACCAAGUACCUCGUGAUGAGAAUGCUGAAAUAGACCAAUUAGCCGCAUCUUCUUCAGACGAAGACUUGAUUCGGAUUGUACCAAUCGACAUCCUGGACAAACCUAGCAUAAGCCCUCAGCAGGAGAAAGCCGAGGCAAGGAAGCUCAAACUCACUGCAGCUAAAUAUUCAAUCAUCAAUAACCAAUUAUAUCGGAAGUCAUUUUCAGGUCCUUACCUGAAAUGUUUAAGCCCCACUAAGGCUCUCGUGAUAUUGAAGCAAAUCCAUGACGGGGAUUGUGGCAACCACUCUAGUGGCAGAUCCCUCGCACAUAAGGUUCUAACUCAAGGCUACUUCUGGCCAUACUUGGCUUGGAAUGCUGAAGAGUAUGCCAGGAGAUGUGAUAAAUGCCAACGUUAUGGUCCAAUGAAACAUCAGUCUGCUGAAGACUUACACGCAAUGGCAAAUCCAUGGCCAUUCGCACAAUGGAGAAUUGAUAUGGUAGGCCCUUUACCUAAAACUGUGGAACAAAAGGAAUACGCGUUACUAGCCACAUAUUACUUCACAAAAUGGGUGAAGGCUGAGGCUUGUUCAAGUGUGACCCAUGAAUAA
Messenger RNA from Cornus florida, 1074 nucleotides. RefSeq lists its product as uncharacterized. Lineage: Eukaryota; Viridiplantae; Streptophyta; Magnoliopsida; Cornales; Cornaceae. The transcript is spliced from 4 exons. The coding region runs from base 1 to 1074 and encodes 357 amino acids. The record is from RefSeq and is a predicted model, not a curated record. Gene Ontology annotation, molecular function: RNA-DNA hybrid ribonuclease activity; nucleic acid binding.